Anisakis simplex (herring worm) is the source of this 198-nucleotide messenger RNA. Lineage: Eukaryota; Metazoa; Nematoda; Chromadorea; Rhabditida; Anisakidae. The record is from the annotation of a GenBank genome assembly.
GUAUAUUUGGAGAUCGAAGCGGUCAAUAAAGAAUACACAGCCGAAAAGUUCAUCGACCAAACGCCAGAGUAUUUCUCAGGAACCGACACAGAGAUACCCCGUUGGAAGAGACUGCUGAUGGCACAGAAAAUUGCCAAAGAAGCGAUUAAAAAACGCGAAGAUGAAUUAUGGCGCAAUAAAGAAUAUGAGGCAAUCUAA